AAACUUACAUCCGCCAUUUCGUGAGAAGAGCCUGAGCUGCGAGUAGCAGGCAAAGACAAAGAUCAUUCUAAUCUUUAAAGAUAAGCGGUUUCACAUAGUGCGAUUUGUUACAUUUUUAUAUUUAUAGGCUCCCGCAACUUUUUUGAGCAACGACGACCUUGAUGCUGUGCAAGUGUGGACUUCUGGAAAGUAGCUGCUGGGAUCUGUAAUCCAGCAGACUGAGGAAAGCCCUAUCCAUUACUUAUCGCAAACGUCUGAGACCGAAGCUCAUCUUCCUCAUUAUCUCCCAUAUACAACACUGAGAAGACCAAAGAUAAAAUGGAUUCCCUAAUGGCAAGUAACGUGACCAACAAGAAUGAUCCACGCUCCUUGAAUUCUCGUGUGUUUAUUGGUAACCUCAACACACUUCUUGUAACAAAGGCAGAUGUAGAGGCUAUCUUCAGCAAGUAUGGAAAAAUUGUAGGUUGUUCAGUACACAAGGGUUUUGCCUUUGUCCAGUUUCAAAAUGAGAGGACGGCACGCAAUGCUGUGGCUGGAGAGGAUGGACGUGUAGUAGUUGGACAAGUUCUUGACAUCAAUCUGGCAGGUGAGCCUAAACCACAUAGAUCGAAGACUGGCAAGCGUUCUGCGGGAGACAUGUACAGUUCUUCCUAUGAUCUGGAUUAUGAUUUCCAGCGAGACUACUAUGAUCGGAUGUAUUCAUACCCAUCACGUGUUCCUCCUGCUCCUCCUCCUCUCUCCAGACCCGUAGUACCAUCAAAGAGGCCACGAGUCAGUACCAGUGGUGGACGCCGCACUAAAAGCAGCUUCUCGUCAAAAGGCAGUCAGAGGAGCUCAUCUCGUACCUUGAAAAUGGAUGACCUGCAGACUAUUAAGAAAGAAUUAACACAAAUCAAACAUAAGGUGGAUUAUUUAUUGGAGAGUCUUGAAAGAAUGGAGAAGGACCAUAGUAAAAAGUCAGAGCAAAAAAGUAGCAAAUCUGAAAGUGAUGAUGCUCUUCAGCAGCAUAGUAGCAGCAGCUCCAAGAAAGAUGAGGUGACUAAGAUGGAUCGAGAGGAUGUAGGUGACUCUGAUGAUGAGCGAGACCUGCUGGAAGAUGAAGAGGUGAAGAGCCAUGAUCAAGAAGAUGAUGAUGAUAAUGAAGAGGACAGAGAGGCAGAGGAAGGAGAGGACGAUGGUGACAGUGCAAAUGGGGAUGACGACUCAUAAAUGUAUAGAUGUAUAGCACACUGACAUUAGAUCUAUUUUCUGUCCUUUUUAUUUUUGUUUUAUUUUAUUAUUAUUUUUUUUUUUUUGCUCUUGAAAUUUAACAGAAUCAGGACACCUUCUGUUCCUUGUGUUUGUGUGCCGUUUCACAUUGACCACACAUUUUUCUCCUUGUGUGUCUUUAUUUUUGAUACCUCUUAAAUAAACCAUUUCUUUUAUAUCCUAUUAGCUGUGAGUGUGUCCUGGUUUGUUUAUGAACAUAAUGCCUUUUAUGCUUAAUUAGUAUUUUGUCAAUUGUGAAAAAUUAUACAUUGUUAUAUUUCUAUGAAUUUGACAUUGCUUACUCUGUAUCUAAAAGGCAGUUUGUGCUGUUGAAAAAAUGUUUUCUUUUAAAAUAGAAAAAAGCAUAUCUGAGGCACGCCGUAUAGUGGCCUUAAGCUUUAUUCUUUAGAAUUUUAUUCUUAUAUUUGUUCAGAAAUGUAAUUGAGUCUUCAGCAAGGUUAAUCAUGGAUGAGGAUAUUAUACCUAAACCAAACAUGCUCAAUUGUACUCUGAUGUCUUAAGUACACCCCUGUGUUGGAGAAAGUUUGUGAACCCUUGCUUUUAACUGUGAUGACUUUCCAGAUAUGAGUCCUCUACAUUCCCCCAUUUACAGAUAAUUGUGUUCCUGCUUCUGCUUGGAUGUUUUGAAUUGUGUUGAAAGCUUAAGCUUUAGUUCACAAAUUGAUGUUCUAAUAUUAUCUGGAUUUGGUAGUACAGUUUAUGGGUCACUGUACCAUCAAUGCCCCUAGUACUACAGAGCUGCUCAUUACCUUCAUACUCGUACUGUUUAGUUGGAAGAUUCUGUACUGUUCUAUUCAUAAAUAAGAAUAUUCUUGGUAAAGUUUUUUGGUCAUUAGCUUAAACCAUUUUUUUCAGAUUCAUCCUUUUUACAGACCCCUGAAAACUGAAAUUGGAGAUAAGAGGACUGAACAUAAUUUACUGCUACCUCUGGGUUCUAACAACCUACCUCCAGUAUUGUAUUGUACCUUGCUCUAAUACGGAGGUUUGUUUGAGGGUCUCUUCUAAGGAGAUUACCUUUAUACAUGACCUGCCUCACCAUGAAAUCGGUUAAGGUGGCAGUCUUUGUAAAUGUUUAGUCGCUAUCUGAAGCUUUGGGAAUGAAGAUUCUCAAAAGUGGAUAUAAUUUCCUACCACAAUUGUGUUAAAAAGAAUAGACCAACACUGAUAAGAGAGUGUAUGGGGAAUGAUUUUUUUUGUUUAAAUAUUUGUAUGAUAUACUUUAGGCAGUACCAUUCACACUGUAUUUAACCCUUGACACUUUGACUUUUGCGCAUACUAUAGAAAUAUCCACAUUAGCACGACCUGUUAUCUCAUGGUUUAAGUUUUCUCUUUUUCAAGAUCUCUAAAGUACCAUCUGUUGUGUGUAAUUUUAGUGAAAUAUUUUUAGAACCUUAAAAUCAGAUUCAGUUUACUGAAAGAUCAAAGGGGUUCACAAACUUUUUCAGCAAAAUGUAUCUGCAUUGUAGUGCUGAAAGAAAAAUAUUGUUGAACGAAAUUGUAUGAAUGAAGAGGAAAAAAGCCCUAGCAGGAUUGAAAGUAUAGGGAUAUCAUUCAAUAAAAGUAUGUGUAUUUUUUUUUUUUUUGUUACUCAAGUUCAUAUGAUUUUUGGCUGUUUUGUUUAUCUCAGGUUAUCCUGGUAUCAAUUAAACAAUCAUAACUUAAACCCUCUUGAGGGGAGUGCAUCUAGUAAAAUCAUUUGUAUAUUGGCAUUAAGAUUUGUAUGUUUUCAAAGUGUUUUCACAUAUUUGCAUGUAAAUGCAAAGCCUUGUGUGUAAUUUUGAUAAGGGUAUGGUUUGAAUUUAAUAAUUUCAGAGUUGUACUUUAAGCUUCAAGAUAUGGAAGUUUACUGCAGAUGUGUAAUAAAAUGUCUCCUUGCUCUGUA
Messenger RNA from Polypterus senegalus (gray bichir), 3151 nucleotides. RefSeq names its product heterogeneous nuclear ribonucleoprotein C (gene hnrnpcb). Lineage: Eukaryota; Metazoa; Chordata; Cladistia; Polypteriformes; Polypteridae. Bases 319 to 1209 code for a protein of 296 amino acids. The record is from RefSeq and is a predicted model, not a curated record. Gene Ontology annotation, cellular component: nucleus. The transcript has 10 exons. Gene Ontology annotation, molecular function: RNA binding.